Molecule: messenger RNA, 2031 nt
Organism: Triplophysa dalaica
Lineage: Eukaryota; Metazoa; Chordata; Actinopteri; Cypriniformes; Nemacheilidae
Gene: pdap1b
Product: pdgfa associated protein 1b
Exons: 6
Coding region: 248-787 (179 amino acids)
Cellular component (GO): cytosol
Molecular function (GO): RNA binding
Source: RefSeq, a predicted model, not a curated record
UGCGCCUGAAUGUAAAUAUAAGAACAUGGACCCGCUGGUUGACUAAUCGAUUUUAAUCGUAAAAUUUUGUUAAAUUUACCGAGUCGUCACUGAACCAUUUUUAAACACGAUUCAAUUAGCUAGCCCACUACCUUGUCAUCUGGCUAUAUAAAAGUGUGAAACUCCAUAUUCUGUAACUAUUCUUUCUCUUUGUCAAGAGUGUGAUUAAGUCGUUUCCGUCAAUUUCAGCUCAACUUUAUUCAUUAUCAUGCCCAAAGGAGGUAGAAAAGGUGGCCAUAAAGGCCGCAUGAGAACCUACACAAGUCCUGAAGAAAUAGAUGCUCAGAUGAAAGCAGAGAAAGAACGAAAGAAGACUGAAGAGGAAGAAGGUGCAUCAGUGAUUGACAAUCAAAGUGAGGAGAAAUUGAGCGCAUCAGGUUCAGAGGACAGUGAUGAUGAAGUAUCUGGGAAAAGGAAGGGUGUUGAGGGCUUGAUAGAAAUUGAAAAUCCCAAUCGUUUGGCCCAAAAAGCAAAGAAAGUCACAGAAAUAGAACUUGAGCUUCCCAAACAGCUUUCCAGAAGAGAAAGGGAGGAGGUUGAAAAGCAGAAAGCUAAGGAGAGGUAUAUGAAAAUGCAUUUAGCAGGAAAGACAGAUCAAGCUAAGGCAGAUCUUGCUCGGCUUGCCAUUAUUAGAAAGCAACGGGAAGAGGCCUCCCGUAAAAAAGAGGAGGAACGCAAAGCAAAAGAAGCAGCACAGGCAGCAGCAGCCGCAGCAGCUAAAGGAAUUCAUUCAUUGUCUCUCAAAUAAUCUUGACGGUUUUGAUGCAUUUGUGGAGAGUAUUAGAUUAUGUUGACAAAAUUAUUUUUGAAGACAAAGCUUGAUGAUGUGUUAUGCUAUUUAAAACAUUGUAAGACAAUGGUUCUGUGGGAAAGGAUUCUUUCAGGGUGUAUUAACCCCGAAGCAAUGCCUUUGUGAGCCCUGAUGUUGUAAUGCUUGCUCUUGAUGAUAUUAGCAGUAUAAAUAUAUUUAUUAAUAUAUUAACAUGUAACGUGAGGAAUUUUGCUGUCUCAGUUUGGAGAAUUGUGGUAAAGAUGACUUAAUGUGUUCUCAGUUGUAAAGGAGCUGAGGUCAUUUUAGAAUGAUGUUCGGAAGGUAUUAAAAUAAUGUUAAGUAUAACAUCUAAUACCAAUAAAAAUAUCAAAACUUUUAUUGAAAAUGUAUUUGUAUCAUGUUGCAAUACAUUUACAACCACUGAAAAAAGAGACCACUCCAAAAAGAUUUUCAGUUUUUACGCUAUUAGGUAAAAUUAACAUUUUUUUUCAUUCUGUGAAUUAGUUUUCAUUUUUCAAUGUUUUUCAUUAGCAUCUAAUUGGAGAAAUUUGAAAUAGGACAAACAGAUCAAAAGAACAAAAAAGAUGUCAUGUUUGAAUCCUGAACAAAAUUUAUUUUAGGUUCAGUUCAGAAUUUAAUAUAUGAUUUUUUUCUAAACUUUCUUUGCAUUCUCUCGCUCUCUGGCAUUGCUUUUGGCUGACUUUUUCAUUCUUGAGGUUUAUUUGUUAAAAUCAAACAGAAACUAAAUUUGAAGUGCAACAAUACAUCUAGAAAUUAUAACUAAACUGGAGUGAUGUCUUAAUUUUCCAGUGGUUGUAUGUCUUAACAGUCUUAUUGCAACUGUUCAUAUAUUUACAAUAGAAUCACAUUAUAAUGUGACCCAGCAGAGAAAUAAGGUUUUUGGAACUGAAAGUUUUAUUCAGUUUAAAUUUAGUGCAUGCGAUUUUAUUAAAUCUUUAUAUUGGUCUUAGAAGUACACAAAUAAUAUCCUCUAGGUACCAUUAACAAUGAAAACUUACUAGGCAAAGAUACGCCUGGCGUUAAAAUAAUGAAAGUACUUUUCUAUGGUAAUGAAAUGAUCAGCAGUAGACGCGCACUGUUGCUGACCCCGUUCUUCAUUAAGCAUACAGUGGGUCACCACGUGUUGCCGUUGUAUAGAAUUUACUCAGCCAGAUGCUUAAAGAUUUCUAUUUUUCCCAAAAUAAAGCACAAAAUAAGUA